AUGGUUAAAGAAACAAAAUCUGAAUACAACUUCUGUGUCAAAGAAAAAGUAUGUGAAAAUUGUUCAUCAACAUUGUCAGAGAGUACAACAGAAUGUACUAAUACCUUGGUGUUAACACUAUCCCUUGAGAAUAAUGCCACUAUUACUGAAACAGCUUCUAUACUGGAAGAAUUUCGAAAGGAAUUCAAUAUCCCCUGCAACCAUGCGAGAGUUGUUUUGCCAUACGAUGAGAGAAUGAAAACAUUUAAUAUUGACAAUGCAAGAAAACAUCACAAAUUUUUGUACUUGCUACAAGAACACAAGAAAGAUAUGGAACAGCUUAUGCAGCAGCUCACAAAUAUGGAAAAAGAACUUACCGAUGGAGAUAACCCAACAGAAGUAGAAAGUGAUGAGGAAAUUGGUGAUGAAGGUGAAAAUGAAACUUUGCAAGACUAUUCGUUUCAGAAGAUUGAUGGAAAAUUCAAGAAAAUUUAUGAGAAACUCGCUCAAAAAAUGUGGAACGCUAGUCUUUCAGGCGGUGGUUACUGUUGA
Paramuricea clavata is the source of this 531-nucleotide messenger RNA. The record is from the annotation of a GenBank genome assembly. NCBI's taxonomy places the organism in Eukaryota, Metazoa, Cnidaria, Anthozoa, Malacalcyonacea, Plexauridae.